This is a messenger RNA of Cicer arietinum (chickpea), 2824 nucleotides long. Its product is annotated as protein TOC75, chloroplastic. NCBI's taxonomy places the organism in Eukaryota, Viridiplantae, Streptophyta, Magnoliopsida, Fabales, Fabaceae. The record is from RefSeq and is a predicted model, not a curated record. Gene Ontology annotation, biological process: protein import into chloroplast stroma; intracellular protein transport; chloroplast organization. Gene Ontology annotation, molecular function: protein-transporting ATPase activity. Gene Ontology annotation, cellular component: chloroplast outer membrane.
CAGUGUGGUUUAUCUCUUCUUUGUUUCGCAUUACAGCGACCUCAUCUGAAGCCAUGUCUUCUUCCUUUAUUACUUCCAAUCGCUUAACCCCUACCCUAUCACCCCCUCCCCAUCCCCUUCGUCGCCGCAAUAAUCGUAUCUCUCGUCCUUCUUCCUUCAAAUGUCAUCUCUCUUCUUCCGACGACCACACUGAUUCCUCCAACUCAUCAUCCCUUUUCAAAACCCUCUCCACCACCCUCGCCGUCUCAUCCGCCGCAUCCGCUCUUUUUCUCACCGAUUCUCUCCAUUUCCUCAUCCCCGAUUUAUCCGGUGGCAAUGCCAACGGAGGUCUUGGUGGAAGUGGUGGUGGAUCCUCCUCCGGCGGCGGCGGCGGAGGAGGAGGUAACUGGUUUAACGGCGACGAAGGAUCCUUCUGGUCAAGAAUUCUCUCUCCAUCAAGAGCCAUCGCUGACGAACCUAAAUCACAAGAUUGGGAUUCACACGAACUUCCGGUGAACAUCACUGUUCAACUUAACAAACUGAGCGGGUUUAAGAGAUACAAAAUCUCAGAAAUCACAUUCUUCGAUCGGAAAACGAAGAGGAAAAUCGGAACCGAAGAUUCGUUUCUAGACAUGGUGUCUCUUAAACCUGGUGGAGUUUACACUAAAGCUCAGCUUCAGAAGGAGCUAGAAAGCUUAGCUUCUUGUGGAAUGUUCGAGAAGGUUGACAUGGAAGGGAAAACCAAUGCAGAUGGGUCAAUGUCGUUGACGAUUUCGUUUGCCGAGAGUAUGUGGGAGAAAGCAGAACGGUUCAGAUGUAUCAAUGUGGGUUUAAUGGGUCAAUCUAAACCGGUUGAGAUGGACCCUGAUAUGACUGAAAGGGAGAAGCUUGAAUUUUUUAGAAGACAGGAGAGGGAAUAUAAGAGGAGAAUCGAUACUUCCAGACCUUGUCUUUUGGCUCCUCAGGUUUAUUGGGAGAUUAAGGAGAUGUUGUCUAAACAAGGUAGGGUUAGUGCUAGGUUGUUGCAGAGGAUAAGGGACCGUGUUCAGAAGUGGUAUCAUGAUGAAGGUUAUGCUUGUGCUCAGGUUGUUAAUUUUGGUAACCUUAAUACACGUGAGGUUGUUUGCGAGGUUGUUGAAGGGGAUAUUACUCAGUUGUCUAUUCAGUUUUUGGAUAAACUUGGUAAUGUUGUUGAAGGGAAUACUGAAGUCCCUGUUGUUCAAAGAGAACUUCCUAGACAGCUUGAACCGGGUCAUAUUUUUAACAUUGAAGCUGGGAAGCAAGCUUUGAGGAACAUAAAUUCCCUUGCUUUGUUUUCCAACAUUGAGGUGAAUCCAAGGCCCGAUGAGAAGAAUGAGGGAAGUAUAAUUGUUGAAAUUAAGGUCAAAGAGUUGGAGCAGAAGUCGGCUGAAGUUAGUACUGAGUGGAGUAUUGUUCCUGGGCGAGGAGGGCGUCCAACAUUGGCUUCCCUGCAGCCGGGAGGGACUAUUACUUUUGAACAUCGGAAUCUGCAAGGAUUGAAUAGAUCUCUUACUGGUUCAGUGACAACUAGCAACUUCUGGAAUCCUCAGGAUGAUCUUGCAUUUAAAAUGGAGUAUGCACAUCCGUAUUUGGAUGGUGUACAUAAUCCACGCAACCGAACUCUCCGUGUAAACUGUUUCAAUAGCCGAAAACUGAGCCCGGUGUUCACUGGGGGGCCAGGGGUGGAUGAAGUGCCCUCAAUAUGGGUUGACCGUGCUGGUGUUAAAACCAAUAUCACUGAGAAUUUUUCUCGUCAGAGUAAAUUCACUUAUGGAUUAGUAAUGGAAGAGAUAAUAACACGCGAUGAAACCAAUAAUAUCUGUUCCAAUGGUCAAAGAGUUUUGCCUAAUGGAGGAAUUAGUGCAGAUGGACCUCCAACCACCCUAAGUGGUACCGGUAUCGAUAGGAUGGCGUUUUUACAGGCAAAUAUUACGCGGGAUAACACAAGGUUUGUAAAUGGAGCUAUCAUUGGAAGUAGGAACAUGUUCCAGGUAGAUCAAGGACUUGGUGUUGGCAGCAAUUUCCCAUUCUUUAACCGUCACCAAUUAACCGUGACACGGUUUUUCCAACUGAAGUCUGUUGAGGAAGGUGCUGGCAAACCACCGCCGCCAGUGCUUGUCCUCCAUGGCCACUACGGUGGCUGCGUAGGCGACCUCCCAAGUUAUGAUGCUUUUACUCUUGGGGGUCCCUACUCUGUUAGGGGUUACAACAUGGGUGAGAUUGGAGCAGCCAGAAACAUCCUUGAGCUGGCAGCUGAGGUACGAGUACCUGUCAAAGGUACACACGUGUACGCCUUUGCAGAACACGGCACUGAUCUAGGAAGUUCAAAAUAUGUCAAAGGAAAUCCAACAGAAGUCUAUAGGAGAAUGGGUCAGGGGUCCUCUUAUGGUGUUGGUAUGAAGCUUGGUUUAGUGAGAGCAGAAUAUGCCGUUGAUCAUAACUCAGGAACAGGUGCAAUAUUUUUCCGUUUUGGAGAAAGAUUUUGAGGUGCAUAUGAGUAGUAGUAGUGUAUGUUCGGUUCUUUUUCUUUUGUGGAAGAAUUCUUUCGGCUAUAGGUGCUUGAAACUUGUAGAAUUUGGUUUAAGUGAACUCCACGCUGGUAACAAGCUUGGUUUUCUGUAGGUCACUCUCAAAGUCAGUGUAGGGUUCAAUGAAAAUAUUAAAUAUUAUAGAUUAUCUUGCUGUCUACUAUUGAUAAUUUUGGCGGCUUAUAAUCAAUGUCUAAUUUAUGAGUAUGGAUGGAAACAUUGUGAUUUGUAAUGUACUUCGUUAUUUUUUUUCUGUUGUGAUGAUUGUUGGAGUAUUAGCAAUAAUUGUUUUGGUA